Messenger RNA from Cucurbitaria berberidis CBS 394.84, 3207 nucleotides. Its product is annotated as NADPH-cytochrome P450 reductase-like protein. The record is from RefSeq and is a predicted model, not a curated record. Gene Ontology annotation, molecular function: heme binding; flavin adenine dinucleotide binding; FMN binding. The transcript is spliced from 6 exons. Gene Ontology annotation, cellular component: cytosol. NCBI's taxonomy places the organism in Eukaryota, Fungi, Ascomycota, Dothideomycetes, Pleosporales, Cucurbitariaceae. The coding region runs from base 1 to 3207 and encodes 1068 amino acids.
AUGGAACUCGAAACGAUACCCGGCCCUCCUGGCCUACCCAUUGUAGGCAACAUUGCAGACAUUGAUGCGCAGAACACAAUUCUAUCUCUCUGCAACUUGACAUCAAAAUAUGGACCACUAUGGAAGUUCUAUAUCGGCAGCGCGGAGCGGAUCGUGAUCGGGUCACAAGCCCUGAUGGACGAAGUGUGUGAUGAAGAACGCUUCUCCAAGAUCAUAGCAGCCUCGCUCGGCCAAGUUCGGAACGGAGUCCAUGAUGGACUUUUCACGGCGACAGGGCCGCAAGAAAAGAACUGGGGCAUUGCGCAUCGUGUUCUUCUCCCCCAACUUGGCCCAUUGGCCAUUCGUAACAUGUUCAGCGAGAUGCACGAUAUCGCCUCCCAGCUUGUCAUGAAGUGGGCAAGACAUGGACCUAAUCACACUAUACAGGUCGUAGAUGACUUCACGCGCUUGACGCUGGAUACAAUUGCACUGUGUGCCAUGGAUUACCGCUUCAAUUCGUAUUACACCCAGCGCAUGCAUCCAUUCGUAGACGCAAUGGCCGAUUUCCUGAAGGUCAGUGGUGAUCGAGCGAGGAGGGACGCAAUCACACAGAUGUUCUACCGUGCCGAAUCACAAAAGUACUGGGAUGACAUCGAGUUAUUGCGGAAAACGAGUCAGGAUGUCAUCAAGACAAGAAGAGAAAACCCCACCGAGAAGAAAGAUCUGCUGAAUGGCAUGUUGAAUGGAGUUGAUCCAAAGACGGGUGAGAAGAUGACUGACGAAAGUGUGAUUGACAAUAUGAUCACAUUUCUCAUCGCUGGCCACGAAACGACUUCAGGUCUUUUAUCAUUCACCUUUUAUUACCUUCUCAAGAACGCGUCUGCGUACAACACUGCACAGCAGGAGGUGGAUGACGUGAUUGGGAAGAGUCCUAUCACUGUCGACCAUCUCUCGAAACUUCCGUAUUUGAACGCAGUGCUUCGUGAGAGCCUCCGUCUUUCGCCAACUGCGCCAUCAAUAGGCUUCACCGCGAACGAAGACACCGUCAUGGGCGGAAAGUUUGCUGUUAAAGCUGGUACCCCUAUCAUCGCAGUCUUCCCAAUGGUUCAUCGUGAUCCAAUCGCAUACGGCGAAGAUGCAGAAGAGUUCCGACCGGAGCGUAUGCUCGAUGACGAGUUUGAGCGCCGGAACAAAGAGUUCCCGAACUGCUGGAAGCCUUUUGGUAACGGCAUGCGAGCCUGUAUUGGUAGACCGUUCGCGUGGCAAGAGGCGCUGCUCGUACUGGCUAUGCUCUUGCAAAACUUCAACUUUACCAUGGAGGACUCGUCGUAUCAGCUGCAAAUCAAGCAAACGCUCACCAUCAAGCCGAAGGGCUUCUAUAUGCGCGCACACCUACGGAACCACGUCUCCGCUACAAGCCUUGAGCGAGCGCUGUCUUCCGCCACGAUCACCGACCCGCCUCCGGCUAAGGGCACUCUGGGAGGUAGGAAAGCGAGGACAGUAACAGGCAAACCUAUGGCCAUCUACUACGGUUCAAAUACUGGCACUUGCGAAGCCCUCGCAAACCGACUCGCCAGUGAUGCUGCGAACCAUGGCUUCAGGGCUGAUGUCGUGGAUACCUUAGACUCUGCACGAGAGAAUCUGCCAACAGAUAAGCCGAUUGUCAUCAUCACAGCUUCUUACGAAGGGCAGCCUGCUGAUAACGCGGCGCAUUUUGUCAACUGGGUUGGUGCUCUCAAGGAGACAGAGCUGGACAAUGUGUCUUACUCGGUAUUCGGCUGCGGCCACCGUGACUGGGCCAAGACUUUCCACAAAGUACCAAAGUACCUCAACAGCACAUUGGAGAGCCGCGGCGCUACGAGGUUAGUGGAGAUGGGCUCUACUGAUGCAGCGCAGGGUGACAUCUUCACUGAUUUCGAGACGUGGGAAGACAAGGUCUUCUGGCCCGCCAUGCGGGAGAAGUACGGGUCGGCUGAGGCCGAUGGUGAUUCCCUUGAGACGACUCUCGACGUUGAAGUUUCAUCACCGCGAUCAUCAACGCUGCGUCAAGAUGUUCAAGAGGCUCGGGUUGAGGAAGUCGAAGUUCUCUCGGGUUCCGGCGUGGCGGAAAAGAGGCACAUCGAGAUCAGUCUUCCAUCAGACAUGACAUACUCUGCUGGCGACUACCUCGCCAUUCUUCCCCUUAACCCGAAAGAGAACAUUCAUCGCGCAAUGAGAUACUUUGGUCUGUCAUGGGAUAGCUCGCUCACCAUAUCCUCCGCCGGACCCACGACACUUCCCACAGAUACACCCAUCAGCGCCAUGGAUGUUCUUGGUGCUUAUGUCGAGCUUGCCCAACCGGCGAGCAAGCGCAAUCUUCUCGCUCUUCUGGAGGCAACGAGCGACGACGGCACUAAGAAGGAACUCGCACGCCUUGGCGACGAAGCCUUCACCGAAGAAAUUACCACGAAACGUGUCUCUAUCCUCGACCUCCUCGAGCGCUUUCCUUCCGUUCAGCUGCCACUCGGCGUCUUCCUUAAGAUGCAGCCGCCCAUGCGCGUCCGACAGUACAGUAUUUCCUCGUCGCCGCUCUGGAAUUCAAACAAUGUCACCCUCACAUACGCAGUCGUCGACCAACCUGCCUUGAGCGGGCAAGGCCGAUAUGUCGGCGUUGCGACUAAUUAUCUAUCCAAUCUCACACAAGGGGAUAAGUUGCAUGUCAGUGUGCGUGCGUCGCAUCAAGCGUUCCAUUUGCCAAAGGACGCGAAGAAAGUGCCGGUGAUUAUGAUUGCUGCAGGAACUGGUCUCGCCCCCUUCCGCGGCUUCAUUCAAGAGCGCGCCGCCCAGCUCGCAGCUGGUCGUACCCUCGCACCGGCCAUCCUCUUCUACGGCUGCCACGGGCCAGACAGCGACCUACUCUAUCCCGACCUGCUCAAACGCUGGGAACAACUCGGCGCCGUAUCUCUUCGCUACGCCUUUUCCCGCGCAGCAGAACAGUCCGAAGGCUGCAAGCACGUUCAAGACCGCCUUUACCACGACCGCGCCGACAUCGUGGAGCAGUUCGAAGCUGGCGCCAAGUUAUUUGUUUGCGGCAGUCGAGGCGUGGGCGAAAAUGUGCAGGAGGUUUUGAUUAAAAUUGCCAAGGAGCGGGCGAGGGAAGUGCAGGGUAGGGAGGUGGAUGAUGCGAAGGCCAGGGAAUGGUUUGAAGGGUUGCGGAAUGAGAGGUUUGCGACGGAUGUGUUUGCAUAA